This is a messenger RNA of Polypterus senegalus (gray bichir), 1340 nucleotides long. It is a transcript of the gene imp4, whose product is annotated as IMP U3 small nucleolar ribonucleoprotein 4. The record is from RefSeq and is a predicted model, not a curated record. Gene Ontology annotation, biological process: rRNA processing. Lineage: Eukaryota; Metazoa; Chordata; Cladistia; Polypteriformes; Polypteridae. The coding region runs from base 89 to 964 and encodes 291 amino acids. Gene Ontology annotation, molecular function: rRNA primary transcript binding; snoRNA binding. Gene Ontology annotation, cellular component: small-subunit processome; Mpp10 complex; nucleolus. The transcript has 9 exons.
UUGGUUAAUCGAGUAGACCAAUGGGAUCGCUACAAGGAACACGGUAAAAAGGUGGCCGCGUGUUUAUAGCGUGAGAGCGUUAAUAGAGAUGCUGAGGCGAGAAGCUCGACUUCGAAGAGAGUACCUUUACAGAAAGGCUCAGGAGGAUAAAAGCCUCUCUAUUGAGGAGAAAAAACAGAAGCUCAAGAAGGCUUUAGAUGAGAAUCACCUGAUCCCAACAGAAGUUCGGAAAGAUGCUAUUGCGCUUCAGAAAUGUAUUGAAUAUGAUGAUGAAGGGGGUGAAGGAGUUAGUUCCCACAUAGAUGAUGAGUACAAAUGGGCUGGAGUAGAGGACCCAAAAAUCAUGAUAACCACAUCUCGAGAACCCAGCUCUCGGUUAAAGAUGUUUGCUAAGGAAGUGAAGCUGAUUUUUCCCAAUUCUCAGCGUAUGAACAGAGGAAAACAUGAAGUAGGAGCUUUGGUGCAGGCUUGUAAAGCUAAUGAUGUUACAGACCUAAUCAUCAUGCAUGAACAUAGGGGACAACCAGAUGGAAUGAUAGUCUGCCAUCUACCAUUUGGUCCCACUGCAUAUUUUACUCUGUAUAAUGUAGUAAUGAGGCAUGAUAUUCCUGAUAUUGGAACUAUGUCAGAGGCAUAUCCACAUCUUAUCUUCCACAAUUUUACAUCUCGCCUCGGUCGAAGGGUGUCUGGCAUCUUGAAGUAUCUUUUUCCAGUUCCUAAAGAUGAAAGCAGACGGGUUAUUACAUUUGGAAAUCAGGAUGAUUUCAUCUCUUUCAGGCACCAUACAUAUAAGAAGAAAGAUCAUAAAAACAUUGAGCUGACAGAAGUUGGGCCUAGAUUUGAGAUGAAGUUGUAUAUGAUAAAACUGGGAACACUGGAAAAUGAAAACACAGCAGAUGUAGAAUGGCGUCUUCAUGCCUAUACCAACACUGCAAGGAAACGAAAGCACCUCAGUGUGGAAUAAAAAAAGUGACUGUAGCUGGAAACUAAUCCAAUAAAUCCAAAAGAACACUGAUGUUUUAAAGGGCUUUUCAAAUAUUGCAGAAUCAUUUUUAUAACUUGAAUAUUGCUGUGAAUUUGCUUUUUUUUGUUUUGGAUAAAUGUUUUAGCAUUUUGGGACCUAUAAUGUACAUUUCCAUUUAUUUAUUAUACUGCUUCAGUUACUUUUACUGAAUAGAACAACACAUUUCAAAACAUUUUGUCUUUUUUUCCCUUCCUAACUUUGAGUGAAUAAAAAAACCAUCAUGGUCCCAUUGUAAAGAAUUUGGUUUUCCAAAAAAGGUAUAUGGCCGCUUGGUUUUCAUAACAAUAUUAUAAAAUCUGAGCAUUUUUUUUUUAAA